Molecule: messenger RNA, 711 nt
Organism: Trichoderma atroviride IMI 206040
Lineage: Eukaryota; Fungi; Ascomycota; Sordariomycetes; Hypocreales; Hypocreaceae
Source: RefSeq, a predicted model, not a curated record
CCUCGGUUUGGGUACUUUCUUGACCGCUUUCAAAAAGAGGAGACACCAAAAAAAAAAAAAAGAGAGAGAGAUUAUACUUACACACUGGGCAGCACGGGAAUAGCUCCAUUGUCAAGGGGCGGAGUCUGGAGGGCUUGGGAAAAACAAAAAUUUUGGGCAAAUUUCUUUUCCUUUCCUUGUUUUUUUCCUCUUUUUCUUUUUCUGGACAAGGCAAUUAAUCUGGCACGAGCUCUGCAGCCGGCGAAACCUCUGCAUGGGUAUUCUGCCUAAGGGAACCAGGGCGCUUUUUUUUGAUACCAUCAUGUUCUAUUUGUAGAUUAGAUGUAGCAUGUACGCUAAUAUAUUAUGAUCUUUACGAGACAGAUUUUGUUUUGCGACUCUCAUUGCGGUGCCGUAUCCGCCAUUUGAGGUAUACAAUGCUCGACUACCGGCGUUGGGCACAUGCACAGAAACAAGGGACAAGGAGACGCAUGCAAGUGCAUAGACCAAUUAAUAGACACUACUCGGUAUGUGUUUUGGGAGAAGUACAUAAGCCACUUGUUUCUUGCGUUUAUGCAGGGAGUCAAUUCCCAACAUGCAAGGUUGUGUUUCACAAGGACAUGAUUGAGUGUGUAAUGGUAGUGUGUGGGAGGGGAUAAAAAGAAAGGCCAUUGGCAUCACACAAUUCGAUAUGACGUGGGGGCAAAAAGGUAUCAUUCGAAGCAGCGCAUG